AUUCUUACCCUAACACUAACCAAUCCCACUCCUCUUCCUAAACAUAACAAACCAAAGCAGGCAGCGAGUGCUAGCAAAUCAGAGGGGGAGUAGGGCGGGUCGUUCCUUCGCGGCUCGCCAUCCUAGCGGGAAAAAAAUCUCUGUUGUUGAUGUUGUCAAAUGUCGAACUAGUUUUCCGUCUUAAAAAAUGGCGACCAGAAUACUAAAGCGAACCGGCGUUUCACAUGACAUGUGUGAACAACUCAAACGACAUCAAAUAGAAACUUGCAAGGACCUGUUGUCUCUGUCAACCGUUGAAGUGAUGCAUGUUGCAGGGCUGAGCUACCACAAGGCCGCGGUGCUGCUGCUGUCAGUAAGCAGAGCCGUCGCACCGCCAGUCACGACGGCUCUGGAGCUGCGGAAGCAACAGUCCUGUUUCUCCACGUCGUUGCCUGCUCUGGAUACACUUCUGAGAGGAGGCCUUCCUCGUGGGACCAUCACCGAGGUCACAGGCCCCUCUGGCUGUGGGAAGACUCAGAUGUGUUUGAUGCUGAGUGUUGUGGCCACUCUGCCAAAGAGCGAGGGAGGCCUGGAGAGCAGUGUGAUCUACAUUGACACAGAGUCGGCUUUCUCUGCUGAGAGGCUGGUAGAGAUUGCUCAGAACCGGUUUCCAGACUACUUCAGCAGUAAGGAGAGAGUCCUGCAGAUGGCCGGACGGGUGCACCUCUUCAGGGAGCUCACCUGUCAAGAUGUCCUCAACAGGCUGGAUAGGUUAGAAGAGGACAUCAUCUCAACCGGAGCAGGUCUCAUUAUCCUGGACUCUGUGGCCUCAGUGGUGAGAAAGGAGUUUGACACAACGCUUCCUGGCAACCUGAUGCACCGCAGCAACUUGCUGGGUCACGAGGCCUCCACCCUGAAAUACCUGGCCCACCAGUUCAACAUACCUGUGGUACUCACCAACCAGAUCACAACUCAUGUGGGAUCUGAGGUGGAUUCCGGGUUUGUGACAGCAGCUCUUGGUAACACUUGGAGUCACAGUGUCAACACGCGUCUUAUUGUCCAGUAUGUGGACGCACACCAGAGACAGAUACUGAUAGCCAAAUCACCCGUGGCCCCGUUUGCUGUGCUGAACUACACCAUUGAGAAGCAGGGCAUCUGUAUGGAUGGAGAUGAUAGCCGGGAGAGUUUGUAUGAGGGCACAGAUCCAGGCCUCCAGCCAAUCAGGGUACAGGCUGGAUUCAACUACAACAUGAGCACAUCUACAGACUGCACUGACUAAACACAGCUUUUGUGUGUGUGUGUGUGUGUGUGUGUGUGUGUGUGUGUGUGUGUGUGUGUGUGUGUGUGUGUGUGUGUGUGUGUGUGUGUGUGUGUGUGUGUGUGUGUGUGUAUAGCUACUGUUUUAUUAAAGCCAAUGCAUAUUUCA
Molecule: messenger RNA, 1405 nt
Organism: Etheostoma cragini (Arkansas darter)
Lineage: Eukaryota; Metazoa; Chordata; Actinopteri; Perciformes; Percidae
Gene: rad51b
Product: RAD51 paralog B
Exons: 1
Coding region: 188-1258 (356 amino acids)
Biological process (GO): double-strand break repair via homologous recombination
Cellular component (GO): Rad51B-Rad51C-Rad51D-XRCC2 complex
Molecular function (GO): ATP-dependent DNA damage sensor activity; ATP hydrolysis activity; ATP binding
Source: RefSeq, a predicted model, not a curated record